Messenger RNA from Enterobius vermicularis (human pinworm), 867 nucleotides. Lineage: Eukaryota; Metazoa; Nematoda; Chromadorea; Rhabditida; Oxyuridae. The record is from the annotation of a GenBank genome assembly.
AUGUUGCUAUCUCGCUUCAACGAAGCUGGCGCUGAGCCUGCAGUUAAAGCCUUGUGUCGUAAGGUCGAUAUAAAGAAAGAUGUGGAAACUGACGUGAAAGAUUCUCGUUCGGUUGAAACUAAUGACGCAAAAGCUCAGACCAUUGUUGCGGUUGGGAGAGUCAAUGAUAGCAGCGACGUCACAUUCUACCAUGCUCUCAUUGCUUCUUUCUCAGUGAUUGUUGUGUCGGAACUAGGGGACAAAACUUGGUUUAUUGCAGCGAUUAUGGCAAUGAGACAUUCCAGGCUAACAAUAUUUUUUGGGGCUAUGAGUGCUCUUGGUUUAAUGACCAUUUUGUCAGCCCUUCUUGGAUAUGCGACACAGGUUAUUCCACGAGCCUUAACUUACUAUAUCUCAACGGGAUUAUUUGCUUUGUUUGGCAUAAAAAUGCUAUACGAAGGAUAUCACAUGUCUAGCAAUGAAGGCCAUGAAGUUUAUGAGGAGUCAAAUGCUGAGAUACAGAAGAAACAGUUACUGCGUGAUACAGAUGCAGUUUCAGAUAUUGAAAGCGGUAGGAAAGCUGAAAGCAAAAGUAAAACAAUGGCACUCCUGAGUUUCGUUUCAAUUUUGUUCCUGGAAGCAUUUACAUUAACAUUUCUCGCUGAGUGGGGCGAUCGUAGUCAGCUUACAACAAUUAUUCUCGCAGCUCGAGAGAAUGUUUAUGGCGUAAUAUUAGGUGGUAUCACAGGUCAUGCAUUAUGUACAGGAAUUGCAGUUAUAGGAGGAAAGUUAAUAGCAACAAGAAUAUCCGUCAGAACAGUUACUUUAAUUGGUGGCGUCGUUUUUAUCGUCUUUGCCUUAUCAGCCUUCUUCAUCAAUCCUCAGUGA